CAAGAAAGAAGAAAGAAAGAAAUAGUUAAGACACAGUUGCACAUGUUUGAUUUUUUCUGGAAAUUUUUUAUUUCGAUCAUUGAUCUCUGGGAGGGGUGAAAACGAGAUGGUAUUUUAUAUUAACACAACAGGCGCAAAAAAAGCUAAAAAAGGGGGCCAACAACUUUAGGCAAGGGCCUUCUCCAAAUGCUCGAUAGCCCAGGGUACUACAAUGCAAUGUAAUUCAAUAAAAAUAAGGUACACUUUAGCAUACAGUUAUAUAUCUAUGGUCGUUUAUAGUUGUAUUAAAGUUCACCCGUCACCCAUUUCUUUUUCUGAAAUGCAAGGUUGCUUACCGAAACGAAUGGCGGCGAUAACACCAAAGAAGGACAUAAAGCCCUUUGCUGCCUCCCUCCGCAUCAUGGACUGCUGCUCGGGAGUGAUUUCAGGGGGACCUGGCAUAAACAUUGUGUGUGUUUCGAGUAAUUUAUAAAAAAUAGAAAAAUUUAUGAAAAAGCUGAC
This is a messenger RNA of Kickxella alabastrina, 501 nucleotides long. RefSeq lists its product as uncharacterized. The record is from RefSeq and is a predicted model, not a curated record. The transcript has a single exon. NCBI's taxonomy places the organism in Eukaryota, Fungi, Kickxellomycota, Kickxellomycetes, Kickxellales, Kickxellaceae. The coding region runs from base 212 to 472 and encodes 86 amino acids.